AUGGCUUUCUUUUUUCGUUUGCUGGGCGCCGACCAGCUAGCGCUUAUCGUGUAUGGCCAGACAUUCAACAAUGAAACCACUGGUGAGCUUCAAACCGUACUUAGGAACCUUGAGCGAUACUGGUCCUACGACAGAUCACCACCAGUUUACCCUAACUCCACAGGAAAUGGGACAGACGAUUGGAAUAUUGCGUACGAGCAAGCCAGAACUCUUGUUGCUCAAAUGACAAACAACGAGAAAAACAACAUCACAUACAGCUUCCAGUCAACUAGCAAUGGCUGCUCAGGAAAUUUAGAGGCCGUCCCUCGGCUUGGAUUCCCUGGGCUCCAUGUUGGUGUAGCCUGGAAUCCUGAUCUAGCACGCAAACGCGGCCAGUAUAUGGGAGCAGAAUUUAAGCGAAAAAGCAUCCAUAUUGCGGUGGGACCUGUGAUGGGACCGUUGGCCCGUGUUGCCCGUGGAGGAGGGAACUGGGAAGGGUUCUCCAGUGACCAUUAUCUUUGUGGCAAGUUGGCGUAUGAGACCAUUAUUGGCAUGCAGGAAUUCAUUAUUGCCAGUGUCAACCAUCUGGUUAGUAAUGAACAAGAAACAGACCGCAACCCGUCCGUCUACUUAGUAAACAUAUCCGUAUCAUCCAAUAUUAACAAUAGAACGAUGCACAAUCUGUAUCUCUGGCCGUUCCAGGAUACAGUCAAAGCUGGCGUGGGUCCAGUUAUGUGCAGUUACAACCGCGUUAACAAUAGCCAUGCUUGCCAUAAUAGCAAGGUUUUAAAUGGUCUCCUCAACACUGAACUGGGAUUCCAAGGGUACGCCCUCACCGAUUGGUAUGCGCAGCACACCGGUGUAGCCAGCACAAAUGCAGGUCUCGACAUGUCCAUGCCUCUUGCAGACUCAAAUGGAUCCAUGGCCCAGUUAAGAUUGGAUGACAUGGCUACGCGUAUAGUGGCCACCUGGUAUAACUUCGCGAAAAUUGAUAGUCCUGGGGCUAACGUGCCCGGUCAUGUCCUUGUGAAGGUGAAGGCCGCCCUACCUUUGAAGAAGCCAAAGAUCCUCUCAUUGUCUGGUUAUGACGCGACUGCGGCUCUGAUCAACUCCCAAACACCGGCCUUUGCUUUCCAGCAAGGAUUAGGCGGAACUUUGGUAACGGGUGAUGGAUCAGGUAGCAACACCGCAGCGUAUAUUGAUGCUCUAUUUAACACAUUUCAAUGUCAAGCAAAGCUAGAUGGCGUAUACCUGUCCUGGGACUUAUUCUCCAGGAUCCGGGAUUCUCGGAAGGUUGGGACAGGCCACAUUGAAUAUCCCAAUAUAACUGCUGUGAUCUAUGCUCAUGUCCCAGGCCAAGACUCUGUCGUUUUGCCUUAUACUGGCGCGAAGGACCCUGGAGACUAUGCCACAUUACUCAAUCCAGUAUAUCUGGAUAACUCCAGUAUGUAUUAUGCCCAGUCGAAUCUUACCGAGGGGGGUUACAUCAAUUACCGUCACUAUAUUACAAACAAUCUCGUGCCGCGGUACAAGUUUGGGUACAGGUUGAUCUACUCGACGUUUGAUUACCGCGACCUCAGAGUUCAAGUUUUAGAUCUGGCAUGGAAGUCUUACUUGCCCCCAGGAUCAGAAUUCUACAAUACGACCGAGCCAAAACCUCCAGGGGGCUUGGAUUCCCUUUGGGACGAGGUAGCAACCGUCAGCUUCACCGUAACUAAUACUGGGGUAGUUGAUGCUGCGGAGGUUGCCCAGUUAGUUCUACGGGUGUUCCACAAGCAGACCAUUCGGCUGGGAAAAAGCUUAGAUUUACAUUUCCAUCUCACUCGCCGUGACCUAAGUCAAUGGGGCGUCGUGACACAACAAUGGGUGCUUCGCCAGGGCAUAUACAAAGCGAUGAUCGGCAAGACUGUCUUAGAUAUAUAUGGCUGGAAGGAAACCUGA
This is a messenger RNA of Aspergillus alliaceus, 1920 nucleotides long. Its product is annotated as glycoside hydrolase superfamily. Bases 1 to 1920 code for a protein of 639 amino acids. Gene Ontology annotation, biological process: glucan catabolic process. Gene Ontology annotation, molecular function: beta-glucosidase activity. NCBI's taxonomy places the organism in Eukaryota, Fungi, Ascomycota, Eurotiomycetes, Eurotiales, Aspergillaceae. The record is from RefSeq and is a predicted model, not a curated record. The transcript has 9 exons.